Messenger RNA from Onthophagus taurus, 1794 nucleotides. RefSeq names its product protein tumorous imaginal discs, mitochondrial. Gene Ontology annotation, biological process: protein folding; response to heat; negative regulation of apoptotic process. NCBI's taxonomy places the organism in Eukaryota, Metazoa, Arthropoda, Insecta, Coleoptera, Scarabaeidae. Gene Ontology annotation, molecular function: heat shock protein binding; ATP binding. Gene Ontology annotation, cellular component: mitochondrion. The record is from RefSeq and is a predicted model, not a curated record.
CGUUUGUAGCGUCGAAUUUGACGCAUACAAGUCAAAUUUUUCGUUCACCUCAUCUGAUGAUAUUUGUGUUCGGCAUCCGCAACCCAUCAAACCUCUUAUGUUAUAUUGGAAAGUUGCCGCUUUUGCGGCCGUCUUUCCCGUCAAAAAACAUGGCCACUGUUCGAAGCAUUGCGAGAAUUUUCAAUCGGAAUCAAUUAAAUUUACUUGUAAAGCCAGCUAAAAUCGUUGUGUCCGCAAGAUGUUAUCACCGUUGUCUCCAGUGCAAGAGAUCAACAACUGUCAUUUUAAACGUAUCCAAUAAUUUCUUUCAAAACAAUCUUCAGGUUAGAAAAUUUCAUAAGAGUUCCGGUUAUUUUGCCGAUAAAGAUUAUUACGAAGUACUGGGUGUUAGUAAAAAUGCGUCUUCCUCGGAAAUUAAAAAGGCUUAUUAUAAAUUAGCUAAAAAAUACCAUCCUGAUGUGAAUAAAAACGAUCCCGAUGCUGCUAAAAAAUUUCAAUCUGUUUCUGAAGCGUACGAGAUUUUGGGAGAUGAUUCAAAACGUAAACAAUAUGAUACCUGGGGUUCAACUGCGGAUCAAAUGGGAGCAGGAAUGGGUGCAAGAAGUGGUGGCGGUGCAGGACCACAAGGCUUUAGUCAGUCUUGGCAAUACCAAUCAACAAUAGAUCCAGAAGAACUUUUUAGAAAAAUUUUUGGAGAUUCUGGUUUUUCCAAAUCAUUCGAUGAUUUUACUGAAUCAAAUUUUGGGUUUGGAGAAGCCCAAGAAAUUGUGGUUAGAAUAUCGUUUGCUCAGGCUGCUCGUGGCACAAACAAAGAUAUACAUAUAAAUGUAGUGGAUACAUGUCCAAAAUGUACAGGUUCCCGAUGCGAACCUGGUACAAAAGCGACAAAAUGUUCUUUCUGCGAUGGAACUGGUUUUGAAACGGUUACAAGAGGCCCAUUUAUUAUGCGAUCAACCUGUCGGUAUUGCGAAGGAACGCGCAUGUUUAUCAAGCACAAAUGUACAGAAUGUCAUGGAAAGGGAUCAACCGUUCAAAGGAAAAAAGUUACCGUGCCAGUUCCUGCAGGAAUUGAAGAUGGACAAACUGUUAGAAUGCCUUUAGGUAAAAAAGAGCUGUUUGUUACCUUCAGGGUGGACAAAUCAGAUUAUUUUAAACGUGAGGGGCCUGAUGUUUAUACAGAAGCAGAUGUUUCAAUUUCACAAGCAGCUUUAGGUGGAACUAUUCGAAUACAAGGUUUAUAUGAAGAUCAUACCCUUCAGAUUAUGCCAGGAACUUCAUCACAUACAAGAUUAAGAUUAAGUGGAAAAGGUAUGAAAAAAGUUGACGGAUACGGACAUGGUGAUCAUUAUGUUACAUUUAAAAUUACGGUGCCUAAAUGUUUAUCGAAAAAACAAAGAGCUUUACUUCUUGCGUAUGCUGAAUUAGAAACUGAUACUCCCGGACAGAUACUGGGAGUAACUAAGAAAACUGAUGGGUCUAAUAUCGCAACAGUAGAUCAAGAUUUAGUAGAUGCAAUAAAAGCUGCUAUGAGCGAAGAAGACGGCCAAAAACUGGAAAAGAUGUCCUAAAAGCGGCAUCUUUUUUAAAUGAGUCACUAGGAUUAGAUAGUUCAAUCGAGCGGUUUACAAAAGAAGUGAAGAAGAAAUGCAAACAACCAAGUGAUUUUGUUGGUUAUAUUUUUUUUUCUGUUAAAUAUAUUCCUUUUUUAUAAAAAAAUAAAAUGUUUUUAUUUACAGUUGUUCUGAAACUGUAAAUGAAUAGGGUUUUAAAUAUAAUUUAUUGAAAAAUUAUAAA